UGGUAUCUCUUUAUUUCUUGUAAAAUAAAAGAUAUAAAUUUGUCGUAAGUAUUCGACAUGCACUCCGUUGAUAUAUAUCCCCAAAUGCUAAAGAAGAAAGAGUGAUAAGUAAUUAAGAAUGGAAGAGAUGGAGUUUGAUUAUGAAGAGGUUGUAAAAGCAACGGAAAACUUCAACCCUAGAAGAAUCAUAGGCAAAGGAAGCCAUGGCAUGGUCUACAAAGGCGUUCUUUUCAACGACAGAUUGCAGGUUGCUGUGAAGAAGCCAUCUCAAGGCCUUGAAUCACUCCACAACAACUCCAAGCUCGAAAACGAAAUUCGAGUUCUAUCUUCUCUACGCGAAAGUCCUCAUGUGGUUAAUCUUCUGGGGACGAGUAGCUAUAAUGAUCACAAGAAGCUCAUCGUGAUGGAGCUCAUGCCCAAUGGUUCCCUCCAUGACUUGCUCCAUGGCCAUGCUAAUAAAACCACGUGGCCAAAACGCGUUGAAAUCGCCAUGCAAAUUGCUCGUGCAGUUCAGUUUCUUCACGAAGCUGUAGUGAUUCACAGAGACAUCAAGUCCUCUAACAUCUUGUUUGAUUCACAUUGGAAUGCUAAGUUGGCAGAUUUUGGACUCGCGGUGAAAGGAGGAUUGAGUGAACCGGGUCCUGCUCCCGCAGGGACAAUAGGGUACAUAGACCCAUGUUACACCACCCCAGAUAAACUUAGCACCAAAAACGACAUUUUCAGCUUUGGGGUUGUGCUGUUGGAGAUCAUAAGUGGUAGAAAAGCCAUUGAUGUGUGCAAAACGCCGGCUUCAAUUGUGGAGCGGGUGAAGACGAGUGAUGAGUUGAAAGAAUUUUGUGACACGAGAAUGCCACUGCCACCGAAUUACAUGGUUGGCAGCGUCACUCGCUUGUUAAGCUUUGCUGCACGAUGUGUGUCACUAAAUGAAGAAGAACGUCCUUGGGCAGGGGAAGUUGUUAUGGGAAUGGAAAUGGAGUUAAAUUGCUUCUUCAGAGUCCCUGCUUGGAGAUUAUGCGUUUUGAAGGGUGUGGUGUGGUUCAGAAACAGAAAGAGGAGGAAGAAGCCUUUUGUGAGUAUUAUAAGUGUGUCAAGUGGGAAGAAGAAGUCAUCGAUGACCAUGACCAUCAAGGACGUUUUGGCUGAUCUUACAUUCCAUUCUUGAUGACUGAGGCUCAACUCGUUUUUCUCAAUGUUCAACCGCUUUAAUACAUAAAAUAUGUUUUGUUUUUGGGCCUGCAGGGAAAGGGAAUGCACUACAAACAUUCGUACCAAGCCUAAUUAACGUGAUGGUUACGUAUGGGGUAGGCAGAGAAUACAAAGCCUUUAAGGGGAUGCCCAUGAAUCAUGAUGAUUUCGAGCUUUUUUUCUUUCUUUCUUUUUAUUCUUUAUCUUUCUAGUUUUUCUAUUGUAAAUUUAUGAUAUUUGCAUGCUCUAAUGAUUUUCUUUCAUUACUUAUUUAAGAAAAUAAAAAAAUAAAGAUUGGGUU
Messenger RNA from Glycine soja, 1486 nucleotides. RefSeq names its product serine/threonine-protein kinase-like protein At5g23170. Gene Ontology annotation, cellular component: plasma membrane. Gene Ontology annotation, molecular function: protein kinase activity; ATP binding. Gene Ontology annotation, biological process: protein phosphorylation. The transcript has a single exon. Bases 119 to 1162 code for a protein of 347 amino acids. The record is from RefSeq and is a predicted model, not a curated record. NCBI's taxonomy places the organism in Eukaryota, Viridiplantae, Streptophyta, Magnoliopsida, Fabales, Fabaceae.